This is a messenger RNA of Cynoglossus semilaevis (tongue sole), 5916 nucleotides long. RefSeq names its product kinesin-like protein KIF21A. Gene Ontology annotation, molecular function: ATP binding; microtubule motor activity; microtubule binding. Gene Ontology annotation, cellular component: microtubule associated complex. Gene Ontology annotation, biological process: mitotic spindle organization; microtubule-based movement; spindle elongation. The record is from RefSeq and is a predicted model, not a curated record. Lineage: Eukaryota; Metazoa; Chordata; Actinopteri; Pleuronectiformes; Cynoglossidae.
AUGUGCCUGAAGGUCAGCAGUGACCCUCUCCCUCUGCCUCACCCUCACCCUCUCGCUCACCCUCUCCCUCUCCCUCUCUGUGUCCAGACCGGUUCAGGGAAGACCUACACCAUGGGAACGGGCUUUGACGUCAACAUCGGAGAAGAAGAGCUGGGUAUCAUUCCCCGUGCCGUCACACACCUGUUCAGAGGGAUCGAAGAGCGCAGACAGGCCGCCACCGAGCAGGGCCGGCCCGUCCCAGAGUUCAAGAUCAACGCCCAGUUCCUGGAGCUGUACAACGAGGAGGUGCUGGACCUGUUCGAUUCGACGCGAGACAUCGAAGCGCGGAAGCACAAGUCCAACAUCAAAAUCCACGAAGACGCCAACGGAGGCAUCUACACCGUUGGGGUCACGACCCGCACCGUGACCUCUGCGGCUGAGAUGAUACAGUGUCUGAAGCUGGGCGCUCUCUCUCGCACCACUGCCAGCACGCAGAUGAACGUGCAGAGCUCUCGCUCCCACGCCAUCUUCACCAUCCACCUCUGCCAAGUCCGGGUCUGCUCCCCAGAAAACAACGAGAACGUGACAGACAACCGGUUAGCGAACAACUCGGAGCUGAACGAGUUCGAGACGCUGUCGGCCAAGUUUCACUUUGUGGACCUGGCAGGGUCGGAGAGGCUGAAAAGAACCGGAGCCACGGGAGAGCGAGCCAAAGAGGGCAUCUCCAUCAACUGUGGCCUGCUCGCUCUCGGGAAUGUCAUCAGUGCUCUGGGAGACAGGAGCAAACGCUCCUCGCAUGUGCCUUACCGAGACUCUAAGCUGACUCGGCUGCUGCAGGACUCCCUGGGUGGCAACAGUCAAACCGUGAUGAUCGCCUGCAUCAGCCCGUCAGACCGUGACUUCAUGGAGACCUUGAACACGCUGAAGUACGCCAACAGAGCCAGGAACAUCAAGAACAAGGUGAUCGUGAACCAGGACCGGGCCAGCCAGCAGAUCAGCGCUCUGAGGACGGAGAUGGCUCGUCUGCAGAUGGAGCUGAUGGAGUACAAGACGGGAAAGCGAAUGGUGGGCGAGGACGGGAUGGAGGGGGUCAACGACCUGGUCCACGAGAACUCAAUGCUGCAGACGGAGAACAACAACCUGAGGGUGAGAGUGAAGGCCAUGCAGGAGACCAUCGACGCUCAGAGGGUGCGACUGACACAGAUCCUCAGUGACCAGGCCAACCAGGCCCUGGUCAGAGCAGGUGAAGGGAGUGAAGAAAUUGGAAACAUGAUUCAGAAUUACAUCAAAGAAAUCGAGGAGCUCAGAGCUAAACUCCUGGAAAGCGAGGCGGUGAACGAGAACCUCCGGAGGAACCUCUCUCGAGCCUCCACUCGAACCUCGCUCUACGGAGGCGCCGGCUCUUUCUCUUCCCCUCUGAUUGGCCCUCCGAAUGAGGCCACUGAUGUCAUCAUGAUGGCGAAGAAGGACCUGGAGAAACUGAAGAAGAAGGAGAGGAAGAAGAAGAAGAGUGUCGUCAAAGAGGAAGUCCCGGACAAUGAGCAGGAGCGAGGGAACGAGGAGCCAGAGGCAGACGGCAGCGAGCACGAGGAAGGUGAGGAUGCUGAUGAGGAGGGGGAUUCUGAGGGGGCAGCAGACGAGACGUCUGAGGACUCAGACUCUGAGGAGCUGGAUGAGAAAGAAAACGUCCAGGCAGACCUGGCCAACAUCACCUGCGAGAUCGCGAUCAAACAGAAGCUCAUAGACGAGCUGGAGAACAGCCAGCGGCGUCUGCACACGCUGAAGCAGCAGUACGAACAGAAGCUGAUGAUGCUGCAGAACAAGAUCAGAGACACACAGCUGGAGAGGGACAAGGUUCUGCACAACAUGGGUUCUGUGGAGUCGGGUACGGAGGAAAAGGCCAAGAGGAUCAAAGUGGAGUAUGAGAAGAAGCUGAGCUCCAUGAACAAAGAGCUGCAGAAACUUCAGUCGGCUCAGAAGGAGCACGCCCGCCUGCUGAGGAACCAAUCACAGUACGAGAAACAGCUGAGAAAACUCCAGCAGGAUGUGGUCGAGAUGAAGAAGACCAAGGUGUCACUGAUGCGUCAGAUGAAGGAGCAGCAGGAGAGGACGAGGGCGAUAGAGAGCAGGAGAAACAGGGAGAUCGCUUCUCUGAAGAAGGACCAGCGCCGAGCUGAGCACCAGCUGAGGCAGAUGGAGGCCCAGAAGAGACAACAGGAGUUGAUCCUCCGCCGGAAGAAUGAAGAGGUGACGGCACUCAGGCGGCAGGUGAGGCCCUCGUCUGGGAAGGUGAACAGGAAGGUGUCCGUACCUGAGCCGGUCCAGGAACCGUCUCAUCGGACUCCAGCGGGGAGACCUCAGACGUCUGGAUCGUCUGUGUCUAACGGAGCCAGGAGCUCCCCCGUGCGCAUGGGAAGUACCUACCUCAACAGGACAGCCAGAGCCAAGUGGCAGUCACUGGAGCGACGGGUCAGUGACAUCAUCAUGCAGAGGAUGACCAUUUCCAACAUGGAGAUGGACAUGAACCGACUACUGAAGCAACGCGAGGACCUGACCAGGCGAAGGGAGCGCGUGUCCCGAAAGAGAGAGAAGAUGGCGGUGGACGGUGCAGACGCCGACCGUUCCCUGUCCUCCCUGAACGAGGAGCUGGAGUCUCUGAGCGCUAACAUCGACUACAUCAACGACAGCAUCGCUGACUGCCAGGCCAACAUCAUGCAGAUGGAGGAGGCCAAGGAGGAAGGAGACACGGUGGAUGUUGCGGCUGUGGUCAGCUCCUGUAACCUGUCUGAGUCUCGUUUUCUUCUGGACCACUUCAUGACGAUGGCCAUCAAUAAGGGUCUGCAGGCUGCUCAGAAGGACUCUCAGCUGAAGGUGAUGGAGGGCAGGUUGAAGCAGACGGAGAUCAACAGCGCCACCCAGAACCAGCUGCUGUUCCACAUGCUGAAGGAGAAAGCUGAGAUCAACCCGGAGCUGGACGCUCUGCUGGGCAGCGCCCUGCAGGAAAACGGAGGAGACGACAGCAGCAGCGACGAGUCGGCAGCCAGUCCAGCCACAGAGGGCAGCACGCUGGCCUCAGAUCUGAUGAAGUUAUGCGGCGAAUCCAGACCCAGAAACAAGGCCCGCAGGCGGACCACCACACAGAUGGAGCUGCUGUAUGCUAGCAGCGGAGAUCCCAGCCACGACUCCCCCCCCGCGGACUUCUCCCCCCCCCCCCGCCCCCCCCCCAUAGAAGCCCCGGCUGACAUCCAUGGUCACGUGACCGUAAAAACCCCCGACCGUGAGCAGACGACAUCUACACUGACCACCAGGGGGACGGGAAUACCUGGGCGCAGGUCUCCCACAGGGACAGAGAGGAGAGGGGGGGAGCGCUCUCCCCUCAACCGACGGAAAACAGGAGACAAAGGAGCCGCCGGAGUGGCGCCGCCGAACGUCACGGCGGAUUCCAAAAUGAAAGGCAGCGACUACAAACCACCGUUACUGGAGGAGUCUCCUGUUUUUGAAGGACACCGAGGCGUCAUCAACCCCGUGACGACCCCCAGGAGCCACCGCGGCUCCAAACUCUUGUGUGUCUACGUGGCUGAGGGACACACCAAACCGGUCCUGUGUGUGGACGCAACUGAUGACCUGCUCUUCACCGGCUCCAAAGACCGUACAUGUAAAGUGUGGAACCUGGUGACGGGUCAGGAGAUCAUGUCCUUGGCAGAUCACCCCAGCAGUGUUGUUUCAGUCAGGUACACGUCCAGUCUGGUCUUCACCGUGUCCACAGCCUACAUCAAAGUCUGGGACAUCAGAGACUCGGCCAAGUGCAUACGGACGCUAACGUCAUCAGGUCAGGUGGGUUCGGGCGACACGUGUUCCUCCUCCAGGAGUUUGUCCAUCCCCCCAGGGGAGAGCCAGAUCAACCAGAUCUGCCUCAAUCCCAGCGGCUCCUUCCUCUACGCUGCUGCCGGUAAUUCCGUCCGUAUGUGGGACCUCCGCAAAUUCGCCUCCACGGGGAAACUGACGGGUCACUCCGGACCUGUCAUGUGUCUGACCGUGGACAAGUUAGGACACGGACAGGACGUGGUUCUCACCGGCUCCAAGGACCGACACAUUAAAAUGUUUGUGAUUGCAGAAGGAGCUCAGGGCAGCGUCACCUCCAGCCACAGCUUCGAGCCGUCUCACCAGGACGGCGUGGAGUCUCUGACCGUGUACGGAGACGUCCUGUUCAGCGGCUCCAGAGAUUACCACAUCAAGAAGUGGGAUUUGGCCAGUAAACGGCUGCUACAGCAGUCAGCCAGCGCUCAGACCGACUGGGUCAGUGCUCUUGGAGUAGUCCCCGGUUCUCCGGUGCUGCUCAGCGGUUGCAGAGGUGGACUGCUGCGACUGUGGAACACGGACUCGCUCGCGCCGCUGGGCGAGGUGCGAGGUCACGACAGUCCCAUCAACGGCCUGGCAGUUAAUGGCAGCCAAGUCUUCACUGCCUCAGAUGACCGCACAGUGAAAAUCUGGGAAGUUAAAGGAUCCCUGGAGGAUGGAGUCCACUGAUGGUUUGGUGAUGAACACCACGUGGGCCGGGCUGCUUCCUGGGCUAUGACCAAUCGGAGCCAUUUUGGUGAUCUGUGUGUCUGGGAGCCUAGAGUGGGAAUAGCACCGGGAACCUGACUCUGGCUGAUUUACAGCCUGGUCUGAGGUGAAGUUGGAUCAACAGAAGGUCACGUGCAGUGAACGUCCACAGACGACAGAACCUAUGAAAAAAACACAGAUUAAAUCCAAGAAUCUCUCUCCUCCUCCUCCUGCUUCAACAUUCCUUUUCUGGACUUAUAUCAGGACAAAAAUAACUGACUUCUGUCCAGUAGGGGGAGCUGUAGGUCACGAUGUGUUGAACCUUCCUGUCUUUCCUUUUCACAUUUUCCUUAAACGUCUGUUCGCUGUAGCCUAGUACCAAAUAAGCACUGGUACUGUUUCCUCCUUCAGCGUUUACUGCCAAAACGAGUCCUUCAGCUUUUCAUCCACGUUGACUGUGUGCUCACAGUCAACCCUAAAUAAUACAAAAAAAAGUGUAUUAGCCACAAAUUUCCAAGAAUACAGCACACAAUGAAGUAAAAAAAAAAAAAAAAAAAAGUCUAAAUAAAUUCAGGAAUAUUAGCUGCUAUGUCUUUUUCACAAAAUUUGAUCAUUUUAUCACCAAUAAGAGUUAUUUAUUUAUUUACCUAGUUGGACUGUGACGAGAGGCUGUUUGGACUCACAGUAAUGUGAAUUAGAACGACGUUCUAACAAAGCACCUUGUGAACCACGACGUAGGAACAUUUCACGCACCUGUUCCUCAACCGUGCGAGUUUGUGUGACGUCAGAUCCGUAAGAAAAAACGUAGUAUGUUUGAGAAAAACAAACGUGAUGCUGUGCUCUGAACCUGCUGUCUGGAAAACAUAUAUUUAUUUUGUAUCUUCUGUAUUAUUUUUGCGUCUUCCUUAUGAGUCCGAUUGUUGCGUCCAUUCAGCCUGGACGUCUGAUUGGCUAGCUUGACUGUCACGUGUGUUAUCAGUGCCUGUUAUCAAUCCUUUAAAAUGACGGAGUGACUAUUUUGUCAGAAAAAUAUAAUUUUUAAUUGUUUUUUUAUCAGUGUAGGAUGUUGCAGAUAUUUCUCUGUGAUUUUUAUUAGAAAAAGUCACUAACACUAAAAUAUUUGCACUGAAAUAUCAACGUUCAUCUAAAUCUCUUCGGUCACGUGACGCUUUCUUGAAAACUGAAGUCAUUAUUCCAGUGAGCUGUACGUAUUUCCGGUUCGUGAUCGCAGUGAACGCGUCGUAAUUGUAUCAUAUUUGAAAGUUUGUCUGUAAAUGUGAACAGUUCUGUGUAAAAAAAUGUUUUCCCUCUUGUUGACGUCCGCUGUAAUUUCCACGUCACCUACAGUGUGAAAGUACAUUUUGAAAUAAAACCUGACGCUGCUUCACUUCC